Molecule: messenger RNA, 5708 nt
Organism: Heterocephalus glaber (naked mole-rat)
Lineage: Eukaryota; Metazoa; Chordata; Mammalia; Rodentia; Bathyergidae
Gene: Fmnl2
Product: formin like 2
Biological process (GO): regulation of cell shape; cortical actin cytoskeleton organization; cell migration
Cellular component (GO): cytosol
Molecular function (GO): small GTPase binding; actin filament binding
Source: RefSeq, a predicted model, not a curated record
GGCCCGCAGCCGCCCCUGGGUCCAGCGCGCAGCCAACAUGGGCAACGCGGGGAGCGUGGAUUCGCAGCAGACCGAUUUCAGGGCGCACAGCGUGCCCCUGAAGCUGCCGAUGCCGGAGCCAGGCGAACUGGAGGAGCGCUUUGCCACGGUGCUGAAUGCUAUGAACCUACCUCCUGACAAAGCCAGGUUACUACGGCAGUAUGACAAUGAGAAAAAAUGGGAACUGAUUUGUGAUCAGGAACGAUUCCAAGUGAAGAAUCCUCCCCACACGUACAUUCAGAAGCUCAAAGGCUAUCUGGAUCCAGCUGUAACCAGGAAGAAAUUCAGAAGGCGUGUUCAAGAAUCUACACAAGUGCUAAGAGAACUGGAAAUUUCUUUAAGAACAAAUCACAUUGGAUGGGUCAGAGAGUUUUUGAAUGAAGAAAAGAAAGGGCUUGAUGUUCUAGUAGAAUACCUAUCGUUUGCGCAGUAUGCAGUAACUUUUGACUUUGAAAGUGUGGAAAGUACCGUGGAGAGUUCAGUGGACAAAUCAAAGCCCUGGAGUAGGUCCAUUGAGGACCUGCACAGAGGGAGCAACCUGCCCUCACCUGUGGGCAAUAGCGUGUCCCGCUCAGGAAGACACUCUGCACUGCGCUUUGUUUUUGUUGUUAUUUUUCAUUCCACCAUCUCACUUCUGAUUGCCUCCUCUACUUUGUCCUUCCUUGUCUUGCUGUCUCCUCUCACUUUGGUUCUAUUCAUCUCUUACACCACUACCAGAUUGGUUUCUCUGCCUGAGUAUCUUCAAUUCAAAUGCCACCAGAGCUGCUUCUCCCCCUGUGGCCUCUGGAGCAGCGUCAGUUUACACGCUGAUGGUGAGGCUUCAAACCGGAACAUCUCAUAUAAUACUUUGCCAAGUAGAAGAACCCUGAAAAAUUCCAGAUUAGUGAGUAAGAAGGAUGAUGUUCACGUCUGCAUCAUGUGUUUACGUGCCAUCAUGAAUUAUCAGUAUGGUUUCAACAUGGUCAUGUCUCAUCCACAUGCCGUCAAUGAGAUUGCACUAAGCUUGAACAACAAGAAUCCCAGAACAAAAGCCCUUGUCUUGGAGCUUUUGGCAGCCGUUUGCCUUGUCAGAGGCGGGCAUGAAAUCAUUUUAUCAGCUUUUGAUAACUUCAAGGAGGUUUGUGGAGAAAAACAGCGCUUUGAGAAGUUGAUGGAACAUUUCAGGAAUGAAGACAAUAACAUAGAUUUUAUGGUUGCCUCUAUGCAGUUUAUUAAUAUUGUGGUCCACUCAGUAGAAGACAUGAACUUCAGAGUUCACCUCCAGUAUGAAUUUACCAAGUUAGGCCUGGAUGAAUACUUGGAUAAGCUGAAACACACAGAAAGUGACAAGCUACAAGUACAAAUUCAGGCAUACCUGGACAACGUGUUUGAUGUAGGAGCUCUGCUGGAAGACGCAGAAACCAAGAAUGCAGCCUUAGAGAGAGUGGAAGAACUGGAAGAAAACAUCUCUCAUUUAUCUGAAAAGCUUCAAGAUACAGAGAAUGAAGCCAUGUCCAAGAUUGUGGAACUGGAGAAGCAGCUUAUGCAGAGGAACAAGGAACUGGACGUUGUCCGAGAAAUCUACAAAGACGCAAAUACCCAAGUUCACACAUUAAGAAAAAUGGUCAAAGAAAAAGAAGAAGCCAUUCAAAGACAGUCUACCCUGGAAAAAAAGAUUCAUGAACUGGAGAAACAAGGGACCAUUAAAAUCCAGAAGAGGGGGGACGGGGACAUCGCCAUACUGCCAGUCAUGGCUCCUGGCGCAUUGUCCGCAGGCUCCGAAGCAGCAGUGGGCAACUGUGUAGGACCGGCUACUGGGACCGCCACGGCAGGACCCUUGUCCCCACCUCCUCCACCACUGCCUCUGCCGUCUGACACACCUGAGGCAGCGACAAAUGGUCCAGUGACACCACCCACGGCACCGCCUCCCCCUCCCCCACCCCCACCUCCUCCUCCUCCUCCUCCUCCUCCUCUCCCGGGGCCUGCAGCUGAGACUGUGCCAGCUCCUCCUCUGCCACCACCCCCUCCCUCUGCACCCCCGCUGCCCGGGAUGUCUUCACCCACAGUGGUUUUCAACUCAGGAUUAGCAGAUGGGCCAAUCAAGCUUUUCUCUGUGAAAAUUAAAAAGCCAAUCAAGACGAAGUUCAGAAUGCCAGUGUUUAACUGGGUUGCUCUGAAGCCCAAUCAGAUCAAUGGCACAGUCUUCAAUGAAAUUGAUGAUGAGCGAAUUCUGGAGGAUUUAAAUGUGGAUGAAUUUGAAGAAAUAUUCAAGACAAAAGCCCAAGGCCCUGCCAUUGAUCUUUCUUCAAGCAAGCAGAAGAUGACACAGAAAGGAUCAAGCAAAGUGACAUUACUAGAAGCAAAUAGAGCCAAAAAUCUUGCCAUAACUUUAAGGAAAGCUGGAAAGACUGCCGAUGAGAUAUGUAAAGCUAUUCAUGUAUUUGACCUGAAGACACUGCCUGUAGACUUUGUAGAAUGCUUGAUGAGGUUCUUGCCAACUGAAAAUGAGGUGAAAGUCCUUCGGCUCUAUGAGCGGGAAAGGAAGCCCCUGGAGAACUUGUCUGAUGAAGACCGGUUCAUGAUGCAGUUUAGUAAGAUCGAGAGGCUCAUGCAGAAGAUGACCAUCAUGGCCUUCAUUGGGAACUUUGCUGAAAGCAUUCAGAUGCUGACUCCUCAACUGCAUGCAAUUAUAGCAGCAUCUGUCUCUAUAAAGUCAUCCCAAAAACUCAAGAAAAUCCUGGAGAUCAUUCUGGCCCUUGGAAACUAUAUGAAUAGCAGUAAACGAGGAGCAGUUUAUGGAUUUAAACUUCAGAGUUUAGAUCUGCUCUUGGACACAAAGUCGACAGACCGAAAGCAAACGCUACUGCACUAUAUAUCAAAUGUUGUCAAGGAAAAAUAUCACCAAGUGUCCCUGUUUCAUAAUGAGCUUCAUUAUGUGGAAAAAGCUGCUGCAGUCUCUCUGGAGAAUGUUCUGUUAGAUGUCAAGGAACUGCAGAGGGGCAUGGACUUGACCAAGAGGGAAUACACCAUGCAUGACCACAAUGUGCUGCUGAAGGACUUCAUCCUCCACAAUGAGGGCAAGCUGAAGAAGCUACAGGAUGAUGCCAAGAUUGCACAGGAUGCCUUUGAUGAUGUGGUGAAGUAUUUUGGAGAAAACCCCAAGACAACACCACCCUCUGUCUUCUUUCCGGUCUUUGUCCGAUUUGUGAAAGCCUAUAAGCAAGCAGAAGAAGAAAAUGAGCUGAGGAAAAAGCAGGAACAAGCUCUCAUGGAGAAACUCCUGGAGCAAGAAGCUCUGUUGGAGCAGCAGGACCCAAAGUCUCCUUCUCAUAAAUCAAAGAGACAGCAGCAAGAGUUAAUUGCAGAGUUAAGACGACGACAAGUUAAAGAUAAUAGACAUGUGUAUGAGGGAAAAGAUGGAGCCAUUGAAGAUAUUAUCACAGUGCUGAAGACUGUGCCCUUUACUGCUCGCACCGCCAAGCGUGGCUCUCGGUUUUUCUGCGAACCCGUGCUCACUGAGGAGUACCAUUAUUAAACUAUUACUCUUUCUCACCUGGUGCUCUUAAAAGAUCUUAGAAACCAGCCCUACAGACGAGCCGAUGCGGUGAGGAGAAGUGUCAGGCGGCGCUUUGAUGAUCAGAACUUACGUUCUGUUAAUGGUGCCGAAAUAACCAUGUGAACCUGAGACUUGCCUGCAUGAAUCGAGGGCGUGCGUGAAUGAAACUGCCCACAUAGACUUUAUGUGCUACCAUUUAGCUGCAGCCUUGAACACAGAUAAAGUAUUUGAAAGGGCUCAGAUUUAGUAAACACAUAGGAAUUUUAAAAUGAUGGGUUCUCCUUUCAACCCUUGUUAACAAGUGCCUAAAAAUGGAAGUACCUGCUCAGAUUAAUCAAAGCAAUAGGAUUUGAUUUGAUUAGGUAUCUCUUUACACCACUAUGCUAUUCAGUUUUUUAACCAAAAUGUAGAUUUCGUAUUAAAUUCAUUAAUGUGCCAUUGUGAUUAUCCCACGAUGGUCCAUCCUGGUUUCCUAAUAACUUGUAAAUAACAAGGAUGCUUCUGCUAUGGGCUUUCUUUGCUGAGAUGUCUUUUAAGAAAUUUUGUGUUCUAGCCAUAUCCACCAACUUUGUAUUUUAAAGGACUUGCAACACAGAAGGAAAAAGUCAUAUCCUUUUUGUCACUUAGCCCCAGCAAAGUGCAAACAGGUUGUAAAAUGCAGUGACAUAAGAAAAGUCAGCUGUUUCCAGUACCACGUUCUACUAGUUCCAUGGUAGGGCGCCAUGCCCUGUGAGAGACAUUCACUGGUAUGAACACAAGGAGACAGUGGCAUAAAUGUUGAAGACUUAUUUGCAGUACUGUGUUCUGAAGCUAGAGGCAGCUUUUUAAAUGAUGCAAAUAUAUUUAUUAACACUAAAAUUAACAUCUCAGUAAUCAGGAUUUCCGAGGGCCAUUAUGAGUCGAUCCUGAGAUGAGAAAUUGGUGCCUUGCUAGUCAGGGAGAAGUUUACUAUGGCAGCUCUGUCAAAAGCCUGGAAGAUUGAAUCUGCUAGCAGAGCAAGUUAGGAACCUAGCGUUAUUCUCCUCUGACAAUCGCAGGGUUUGUUUCUUCUUUUUCCUUUUAUAAAUUGGAAAAUAUCAAUGUAUUUGGCAUUUUGUAUCAAAGCUGAAUUGUUCCAUUUCCCAGUUAUUUAUGAGCAAUUACAAUUAAGUUGCUGAAAAGUGUGAACAUCAGGAUUAAGUUUAAAGAUAUGCAAUGGGACUAAACAGUCCAUUCCAAAGUUAACAAAACUGGACUGAAACUAAAUUUAUACUUCUCAUAAUAAACGUUCUGCUUCUGGCUUACCUUCUUGGUACCUUACAACAGUAUAUUAAUUGUAAAGUUUGUUGUAUAGUAUUUAACCACUGAAUUUAUGUUGUGCUUAUGUGAACCCCUUGGUGAAGGUCCUUUUUCCUUGGAUAAUGUGUAGUUAUAUGAUUUUUUAAAUGUACAGAUAUUUUGCUAUAAAAUUGGUGCAGUUUUUUAUGGUUUUUACACUUCUCUUUAAUUCCCACCUAAGGCUCUAGGUAAUACUGUAAAUAUUGUUUAAAAAUGCAUCAGCCUAUGCUAUACAAUCUGAAUGUUAUUUUAACUUAUAGGUUUUUUUUUAAUAUAUAUUUAACUACAAGGACAGUGUAGGGAUCAGUUACCACAUUUCAUUUUAGUGUACCUAUUUACAGAUUACUUUUAAACUGCCACAUGCUGGCCUAUUUCCAUAAAUGUGUACUUUAUUUUUUUUUUUGGUGGUGGGGAUCGAACUCGGGUCCUUGCGCUUGCGAAGCAGGCGGCGGAACCACUGAGCUAAAUCCCCAGCCCCUAAAUGUGUACUUUAAAAAGAACAUGCCAGGAUUUUGUCUGUUGGGUUAACAUUCAUUUUGAUGAAAACAGUAAUUUGACUAUGAGAUAGAAGACAAAUAGUUGGACCUUUACCACAAUUCAGCUGUUUUCCCAAGCUCAGUGCUGGCAUGUACAUGUUAAAAGUAAUUGCCUAUAUAUUAAUGAACAAGUAGACAGUAAUGUUGGCAUGUUCUUUUCUGUUUUGUCUAUUAAUGGGCCUGCUUCCUACCAAUAUUAGAAAAAUGUUUUAUAAAAGCAAUUUAUGUUACUUUUCUGGUCUUUUCAUGCCAUCUGAGCAAAUAAACUAUUUACACUACUA